Messenger RNA from Durusdinium trenchii, 524 nucleotides. The record is from the annotation of a GenBank genome assembly. NCBI's taxonomy places the organism in Eukaryota, Dinophyceae, Suessiales, Symbiodiniaceae.
GUUCUGGGAGCGCCACUUGAACCGACUCUGCCGCAUGCACGAACUCAGGGAGAAGGAGCGCAUCUCGGUUGCCGCGGCUUCAAAGCUGUUAGCGAAUAUCUUCUGGCAGUACAGGGGCCAGGGUUUGUCCUGCGGCACCAUGGUGGCGGGCUGGGACAAGAAGGGCCCCUCGCUGUACAUGGUAGAUGACAACGGCGAUCGCCACAAGGGCAACGUUUUCUCAGUGGGUUCGGGAUCAACCUUCGCUUACGGCGUGCUGGACACCGGUUACAGCUAUGACCUGACGGUAGAAGAGGCAGUAGAACUUGGCCGGCGCUCCAUCUAUCACGCCACGCACCGAGACGGCGCCUCUGGUGGCGUGGUGCGCGUCUACCACGUCCACGAGAAGGGCUGGACCAAGAUGAUUGCCGGUGAAGAUGUGAACAAGUUGCACUACAUGUACGCGGCAGAGAAAAACCUCCGAGGAGAUGAGUGAACGCAGCGAACGCGCUGGGGCCAUGUGUGGGCCAAGUGGGCCAUGUGCG